AUGACUGAAAAACAGAAUACUAAUAUAAUAAAUAAAAGUUACUCUGUUCACAAAACACUUUGUCAACAACAAGUAGAUACCAGGAAUCUUCACAAAACACUUUGUCAACAACAAGUAGAUAUUAGGAAUCUUCACAAAACACUUUGUCAACAACAACAAGUAGAUAUUAGGAAUCUUCACAAAACACUUUGUCAACAACAACAAGUAGAUAUUAGGAAUCUUCACAAAACACUUUGUCAACAACAACAAGUAGAUAUUAGGAAUCUUCACAAAACACUUUGUCAACAACAACAAGUAGAUAUUAGGAAUCUUCACAAAACACUUUGUCAACAACAAGUAGAUCUUAGGAAUCUUCACAAAACACUUUGUCAACAACAAGUAGAUCUUAGGAAUCUUCACAAAACACUUUGUCAACAACAACAAGUAGAUAUUAGGAAUCUUCACAAAACACUUUGUCAACAACAACAAGUAGAUAUUAGGAAUCUUCACAAAACACUUUGUCAACAACAACAAGUAGAUAUUAGGAAUCGUCACAAAACACUUUGUCAACAACAAGUAGAUCUUAGGAAUUUUCACAAAACACUUUGUCAACAACAAGUAAAUAUUAGGAAUCGUCACAAAACACUUUGUCAACAACAAGUAGAUAUUAGGAAUCUUCACAAAACACUUUGUCAACAACAACAAGUAGAUAUUAGGAAUCUUCACAAAAUUCUUUGUCAGCAACAAGUAGAUAUGAGGAAUCUCCACAAAACACUUUGUCAACAACAACAAGUAGAUAUUAGGAAUCUUCACAAAACACUUUGUCAACAACAAGUAAAUAUUAGGAAUCGUCACAAAACACUUUGUCAACAACAACAAGUAGAUAUUAGGAAUCUUCACAAAACACUUUGUCAACAACAACAAGUAGAUAUUAGGAAUCUUCACAAAACACUUUGUCAACAACAACAAGUAGAUAUUAGGAAUCUUCACAAAACACUUUGUCAGCAACAACAAGUAGAUAUUAGGAAUCUUCACAAAACACUUUGUCAACAACAACAAAUAGGUAUUAGGAAUCUUCACAAUACACUUUGUCAACAACAAGUAGAUAUUAGGAAUCUUCACAAAACACUUUGUCAGCAACAAGUAGAUCUUAGGAAUCUUCACAAAAAACACUUUGUCAACAACAAGUAG
Messenger RNA from Argiope bruennichi, 1170 nucleotides. RefSeq names its product putative golgin subfamily A member 6-like protein 19. The transcript is spliced from 2 exons. The record is from RefSeq and is a predicted model, not a curated record. Lineage: Eukaryota; Metazoa; Arthropoda; Arachnida; Araneae; Araneidae. The coding region runs from base 1 to 1170 and encodes 389 amino acids.